This is a messenger RNA of Helianthus annuus (common sunflower), 2259 nucleotides long. RefSeq names its product outer envelope protein 64, mitochondrial. Lineage: Eukaryota; Viridiplantae; Streptophyta; Magnoliopsida; Asterales; Asteraceae. Gene Ontology annotation, molecular function: protein binding. Bases 193 to 2007 code for a protein of 604 amino acids. The transcript is spliced from 13 exons. The record is from RefSeq and is a predicted model, not a curated record.
GCAUGCGCACAAUAGCAGCCGAGAGUCAUCUCGUCCUUCCCUCAUUUCCAAUCGUCUGCUUGUAGCGCACGAUAACGUCACAGAAUUCCCUCCCCCUAAAACCCUCCGCCUCUCUCUAAACCCUCCCUAAAACCCUACCCAACUUCAAAACACCAAUUCAAAUCCUAACUCAUCAUAAUCAAUCUACACUUCAUGUCGUUGAACUCUAAAUUGAAAAUCAGCGUCUCAAACCCCAAAGUGUGGAUCGUGAUCGGCGUCACCGUCGCCGGUGUUCUGAUCCUCACCGCCGAGACGCGCCGCCGCCGAUUGAAAGGUCGGCGAGUUAGAGAAGAUUAUGGAGCUUUUGUUGAGCGGUUUGAGUUGCUUCCGUUUCCUCAGCUGCCGCCUCCUGCUGCCAAACAGGCUUUGUCUGGUUUGACUUUUGCGAUGAAUGAUGUGUUUGAUGUGAAAGAGUAUGUGACCGGCUUUGGGAGCCCAGAUUGGAAAAGAACUCACGAGGUAGCGGGGAAAACUGCUGUUGUUGUUACUACUUUAUUGAAGAAUGGGGCUACUUGUGUUGGCAAAACUGUCAUGGAUGAGUUAUCUUUUGGGAUAACCGGAGAAAAUUCACAUUAUGGGACCCCAACAAAUCCAGCAAUGCCAUCUUAUAUUCCCGGUGGAUCUUCUAGUGGUUCAGCGGUGGCUGUUGCAGCAGAGCUUGUUGACUUUGCUAUUGGUAUUGAUACAAUUGGGGGAGUGAGAAUUCCAGCUUCAUUUUGUGGCGUUCUUGGAUUCCGGCCUUCACAUGGACUUGUAUCCACUAUAGGGGUUCUGCCAAAUUCACAGAGUUUAGACACUGUUGGAAUAUUUGCUCGUGAUCCUUCUAUAUUGCAUCGUGUCGGACAUGUUCUUCUUCAAUUAAAUCCAGUGGAACCUAGAAGGACAAGGCGCAUAAUUGUGGCAGACGACUUAUUUCAGCUAUCUAAAGUUCCUCAGCAGAAGACUGUAUAUAUUGUUAGCAAAGUAACUGAAAAGUUAUCUGGUUAUCAAGCACCAAAGCAUAUGAAUAUCGGUCAGUAUAUUUUGUCAAACGUUCCAAGCCUAAAAUAUUUCCAUGAGCAGACAUCAAAUCUACAAAAUGGAACACAUACUUUGAAAGCUCUCUCUUCAGCAAUGUUAUUAUUACAAAGAUAUGAAUUCAAAACCAAUCAUGAAGAAUGGAUUAAUACAGUCAAGCCUAAGCUAGGAUCUGAUGUGUCUGAUUAUAUUCAUGCUGUAAUUAAAGCUAAUCAUGAAAAUAUUAAAGCUUACUACAAAGUCAGGACUGAAAUGCGAGCAGCUCUACGCAAUCUUCUAAAGGAUGAUGGAAUUUUAGUUGUUCCUACGGUUGCUGAUACUUCACUAAAACUUAAAUCAAAGAAAACUUUAUUAACAGAAUUUCAUGAUAGGACAUUUUCUUUGUUAAGCAUCACCACAAUGUCCGGCUGCUGUCAGGUUACUGUUCCUUUUGGAAAGCAUGAAGAUUCUCCGAUUGGUGUUUCUUUUAUUGCAAAUCAUGGAUCUGAUAAAUUUCUUCUAGAUACUGUCUUGGACAUGUACCAGUCAUUACAAGGGCAAGUUAAUGCUGUUACUAGUUUGCCUCCAUCUUUAGACUUAAAUGGCAACAUGGAGGCUUCUGAAUUGUUGAAAGAGAAGGGAAAUGCUGCAUACAAGGGAAGACAGUGGAAUAAAGCUGUAACCUAUUAUACUGAAGCUAUUAAGUUGGAUGAAUCCAAUGCUACUUUCUACUGCAACAGAGCAGCUGCCUACUUAGAAUUAGGAUGCUAUCAACAAGCUGAGGAAGACUGCACCAAAGCAAUCUCACUUGACAAAAAGAAUGUAAAGGCUUACUUGAGAAGAGGAACUGCUAGAGAAUCAGUUCUUUAUUACAAGGAUGCUCUUCAAGAUUUUAAGCACGCGCUCGUGCUAGAACCCCAGAACAAGGCUGCCAAAAUGGCUGAGAAGAGGCUACAGAAGCAAGUAAGUUGAACUGCGUCGGCUGCUUGAUUUUGAUAAAUAAUCGCGUGAGAUGGGUUUCACCAUCGGGUUUUUGAAAAUCAACACGAAACGAGUUGGCGGGUCGAAAUUUGGUGUCUGUUAUAUUUGUGUCCAAUUUGGCCUCUUGUGAAUCUAUGAAACCGUAAUUGAUUUUGUGGUGAGCUUUUCUAAACAUUUUCUUGUGAUCUUGAGCUCUAUGUGCUAUACAAAGAUUUGUUUCAAACUAAUCUGUAAUCAUGUUUA